Messenger RNA from Filobasidium floriforme, 1692 nucleotides. RefSeq names its product putative anion transporter. Gene Ontology annotation, molecular function: solute:inorganic anion antiporter activity; borate efflux transmembrane transporter activity. The annotation marks the transcript as partial. Lineage: Eukaryota; Fungi; Basidiomycota; Tremellomycetes; Filobasidiales; Filobasidiaceae. The transcript is spliced from 14 exons. Gene Ontology annotation, cellular component: fungal-type vacuole; plasma membrane. The record is from RefSeq and is a predicted model, not a curated record. Gene Ontology annotation, biological process: borate transport; monoatomic anion transport; transmembrane transport.
UGGUACAAAUGGGUCGGGAGGGGGAUGUACCUGGAUGUAAAGCGCCGGAUACCUUACUUUGCGAGUGAUUGGAAAGACGCCUGGAAUUACCGAGUCGUGCCGGCUACGUUUAUGAUCUUUUUUGUAAACGUACUUCCCGGAAUCGCAUUCGCUCUGGACCUAGUGGAAUCUACAGGUCAGACGGGGGUUCAAGAAGUACUACUCGCUACCUUCGUUGCCGCUGCCGCUUCCUCACUGCUAUCAUGUCAGCCCCUACUCAUCUCCGGGGUCACCGGACCAAUCACAAUCUUCAACAAGACGAUCUACGACAUCUUUGUCCGGGACGGUGCAGCGAGCCCUGGUGAUGGGUUCGACUACCUGCAGUUCAUCGGUUGGGUCUACAUGUGGGCCGCGAUCUUGCAUUGGGUAUCGGCGCUUUUGAACGUAUGUGCGCUGUUGAAGUAUGUGACAAAAUUUCCUUGCGAGACGUUCGGGUUUUAUGUGGCCAUGGUGUACCUCCAAUACGGGAUCCAGGUUGUUACCCGUCAAUUCCACCAGUCGGAAGACACUGCUGCUUUCCUCGGCAUUCUUCUCGCGGUCCUCACCUGCGUUAUUCCUCACCUCUUCGACCUCCUCUUCCACUCUCCCUUCAUGCACAAACACCUGCGCCGAGUCUGUGCCGACUACGGAAUGCCAGUAACGAUUAUCGCCAUAUCCGGGUUCGCCUACUGGGGCAGGUUCGCUCAGUACACCGAGGAAGCCGAGAUGACGGUCCCUACUAAUGGAGCGUUUACGGCCGCUAUGGGCCGAAGCUGGGUGGUCCCGUUCUGGGAGCUGCCUGGCAAAUACGUUGGGAUCGCUUUUCCGUUUGCGAUAAUCCUCUGGAUUUUGUUCUUGUUCGACCACAACGUCUCGUCUCUGAUCGCCCAAUCAACCGAGUUCCCGCUUGUCAAGCCUGCAGGCUUCCAUUGGGACUUUUUUGUCCUCGGCAUCACGACGAUGAUCUCUGGUAUAUUUGGAUUACCCGCACCCAAUGGCCUGAUACCUCAAGCACCGUUACAUACCCAGUCGCUUCUGAUAUUCGGAGCCGGAGAACCUCCUGAGACCGAACAGGACCGCAUGGAGAUGGGUCCCAUGGUGGCGCAUGGCGGUAAAGCCCCGGUCCUUCCCUCAAGCAACGAGAAACGCGGUCCGACCGAUAUCAAGCGGGAUAUCGAAGCGCUCCAAGAACAGUUGAAUUUGGAAAAGCGGGUGGCCGUAGUCGAGCAAAGGGUAUCGGUACUGGUACAAGGGCUGUUUUGCAUUGUCAUGAUGACGGGUCCCUUCGAGACGUUGAUCGGAUUCAUUCCCAAGGGAGUCAUCGCAGGGCUUUUUUGGUACAUGGGGACCUCGGCCCUGUUCUCUAGCGGUGUGACGGAACACUUUCUCUACCUCAUCCGGGACGGACACCUCACAUCCCCUGCGCACCCUUUGCACGGAGUCAGGAAGAGCCGCCUGCUCAUCUGGCUAUGGUUCGAACUCAUCGGUUUUGCGGCGACGUUUGCCAUAACGAACACGAUCGCUUCCAUAGGCUUCCCCAUCGUAAUCGCCUUGUUGAUCCCGUUCCGCAUAUUGGUCGUUCCUCGACUCGGAUGGUUUACGGAUGAGGAGCUCGAGAUCUUGGAUGGACCCGUGGCCAGCGACUUUACGAUGGAGAGUAUGGACGCGCUUAGG